UAUAAAACAAUUAACAAUUGGUUCACUUAAUGAGAGUGUUUAAGUUGUCCCAAUGGGGUAGAAAAAUGCUAGGCCAUCUAUGGAGAGGGUAACAGGGAGGCUCCUCUCGACCACCUGAGGGACACAGUGUGGAGGAACCUGUUCAAGAUUCUCUCAGGACAAUCAAGUUCUCUAAGUUCUCAAAGUUCUCUCAAGUUCUCAAGUUCUCUCAAGUUCUCAAAGUUCGCAAAGUUCUCUCAAAGUUCUCAAAGUUCUAGUUCUCAAAGUUCUCUCAAAGUUCUAGUUCUCAUCUCUCACUGAGGUAUGGCAGCUCCUCGAGUUGUUUUCCCUCCGCCCCUGUGUCUACCGCGGACACAGCUUCAGUAUUGCCGGCGGAACAAUCCGAUCCUAACUAAGAAGAUGGUGGUAUCGGUGCUUCAGCAUAUGAAGCGCCGCCAGCCGAAUGGCAAGUUGUACUGCAUGCAGUGCUACAUGCUGGCGACGGGAAUUGUCAGGAUGCCAUUCUCGCACAAGGGCGAAAAUGUUCCUGUUUAUAAUAAUAAGGACCAUUGUGCGGCAGAGGCCACUCGGUACCUAAAACACGUCCAGAAUGACCACCGCUCCCUCCGUGCAAAUCCUCUACAUGUGAAGUUCCUGGCGUGGCAGCUCAGGGACAUGGCUUUCUGUCGGUGGAACCGAAAUAGGCUAUUCCCCGUAAUUCCCCCCAUUCCCCCCCUUCCUCCAGCAGGUGCAGCAGGUCUGGCAGGUCCACCUGGGCCGCAGGGUAUACCUGGGGCGCAGGGUCUGCCAGGAGGACAAGGCAUACCAGGAGCACAAGGCCUGCAAGGCCUGCAAGGACCACCGGGGGCGCAGGGCCUGCAAGGACCACCAGGGGCAACUGGAGGCGGAGGCGGAGGCUCAGGCGGAGGUGGAGGCUCAGGUGCAACUGUAACCAGCGUUACUGGCCCACGAGGACUACGGGGUCCCCGUGGAUGGCCUGGUAUGGCUGGUGGACCAGGAUGGCCCGGGAGGUCGGUACAAGGCCCGCCCGGAGUAAGAGGGUUACAAGGGGCAACAGGAGCUACUGGAGCUACUGGAGCUACCGGAGCUACCGGAGCUACCGGAGCAACGGGCCCUCCUGGCUCACAAGGUAUAAUCGGACUGCUAGGCCCCGUGGGUCCACGCGGAGUAUUCGGGCCAACUGGAACCCGUGGACCUACGGGUUCUUCUGGUGUUCGUGGAGAAAGAGGACAGCAGGGGAAAACCGGGCCGAUCGGGAUCCAAGGCUACCAGGGAGAUCGUGGAGAGAAGGGAGACCAAGGGGAGAAGGGAGAGAAGGGAGAUAAGGCAGAUGUAGUGUAUCUCAAACGAACGAUUUAUCAGCUGUCAACCAUUGUGAAGGAGCUCAUCAAUGCACAGACUCAGCCUCUCUCUGAUACCAUUGUCAAGGCCCUCAGUACUAUAGAAAUAUUGGAAGGCCAUGAAUUCAGAAGGGAGCAAAAACAAAUUGCCCAUCUCCGUCGGUCCGAGGUGUCGGGAUCCUACCCACCUCGGUCGGCUGGUGGGGGUACAAGUCGGGAUGUUAGUGGGGGAAGUGGAAGUGGGGGUGUGGGUGGUGGAAGUGGUAGUGGUGGCAUGGGUGAUGGAAGUGGUGGCGUGGGUGGUAGUGGAAGUGUGGGUGGUGGUAGUGGUGGUGGAAGUGGUGGCGUGGGUGGUGGUAGUGGUAGCGUGGGUGGUGGUGGUAGUGGUGGUGGUAGUGGUAGUGGUGGCGUGGGUGGUGGUAGUGGUGGUGGUGGAAGUGGUGGUAGUGGUAGUGGUGGCUGGUAG
Halichondria panicea is the source of this 1806-nucleotide messenger RNA. RefSeq names its product collagen alpha-2(I) chain-like. The coding region runs from base 304 to 1806 and encodes 500 amino acids. The record is from RefSeq and is a predicted model, not a curated record. NCBI's taxonomy places the organism in Eukaryota, Metazoa, Porifera, Demospongiae, Suberitida, Halichondriidae. The transcript has 7 exons.